UCUCCUCCCCGCUUCCCUUCCCUCCCCUCCCCUCCGCUUCUCUCCUCCUUUCUGCUCACCCGGCUCGUCCCUCCUCCUUGCCGGUGCUGGCGGCGGCUCCUCCUCCCGCGUGUGACCCGGUGCCGCAUGUGAACGGGGAGGAGCAGGGACCGCGCGGUGUGGAUCCCACUGUGGCGGAGGCAGGAGGCGGAGCGGGAGCCGGCGUGCGGUGUCUCCCCGCAGCCUCAUCGCUGGGCCCCGCCGGCGCUCCCCAUGCCCGUGUGGUGCUGCCGCUGCUCCCUGGCCGGUCACUUCAGAACUUACAGCGGCACUGAAACCGAAGGACAGCUUCUGAAUUCCUUUGUUCAGUACUUUGGUGACAGCCUUGGGAGGAAGAUUAAAAGAAUGCCUUUAAUUGAAGAAACCGUUCUGCCUGGGGACUCCCUUCUUACCCUGCCUGUAGUAAUAAUAGGAAAUGGACCUUCAGGAAUUUGCCUUUCUUACCUGCUCUCUGGAUACAGGCCAUAUUUGUCUCCUGAAGCUAUACACCCAAACCCCAUUCUACAUACAAAAUUAGAAGAAGCUCGACAUCUUUCCAUUGUUGACCAAGAUCUGGAGUACCUGUCAGAAGGCCUGGAAGGACGCUCCUCAAACCCAGUUGCAGUGCUUUUUGAUACCUUGCUUCACCCGGAUGCUGACUUUGGCUAUGACUACCCGCCUGUUCUGCACUGGAAGUUAGAGCAACAUAAUUAUAUUCCCCACAUAGUGCUUGGAAAAGGACCACCUGGCGGGGCUUGGCAUUCCAUGGAGGGCUCUAUGCUAACCAUCAGUUUUGGAGACUGGAUGGAAUUGCCUGGCCUCAGCUUCAAGGAGUGGGCAGCUAGCAAACGCAGAAAUAUAAAGAGUGAUCGAGUAAUGCCAGAGGAAAUAGCUUGUUAUUAUAAACACUAUGUUAAAGUCAUGGGCCUCCAAAAGAAUUUCAGAGACAAUGUUUACAUAACAUCAGUGUCCAGGCUUUACCGAGAAAAGGAUGAUGAAGGUAGAAGUCACCAAAAUGAAGAUAUUUCCACACAGCAUUUGGAAGUGGAAGAUGGACAGAAAUCACUUAUUAAGAGAAACUGGGAAGUCAGAGGUUAUCAGCGAGCAGCAGACGGCUCUCAUGUGCCCUUCUGCCUCUUUGCUGAGAAUGUGGCUCUUGCAACUGGAACCUUUGAUUCUCCUGGCCGACUGCAAGUUGAAGGAGAAGACUUUCCUUUUGUCCUCCAUUCCAUGUCUGACUUCGGAGCUGCAAUCAGCAAAGGAAAGUUACGUGGGAAGGCAGACCCUGUGUUGAUUGUGGGUGCUGGACUGACAGCAGCUGAUGCAGUACUAUGUGCCUAUAACAACAACAUCCCGGUAGUCCAUGUGUUUCGUAGAAGAGUUACCGACACAAGCCUAAUUUUCAAACAGUUACCUAAAAAGCUUUACCCUGAGUACCAUAAGGUCUAUCACAUGAUGUGUACUCAGUCUCAUACCGUGGACUCUAACCAACGUUCUGCUUACACCAGUUUCCCUGAACACAAGGUACUUUCCUUCAAGCCUGAGAUGAAAUGUGUUCUUCAGAGUGCCUCCGGACUGAAGAAAAUUUUGAAGUUUUCUGUAGCAUUAGUUCUGAUAGGUUCUCACCCAAAUCUUUUCUUUUUAAAGGACCAAGGACAUAGCAUAGGUCAUCACUCUAAUCAGCCCAUCACGUGCAAGGGGAAUCCUAUAGAGAUUGAUCCAUACACUUACGAAUGCACUAAAGAAGCCAACCUCUUUGCUUUAGGGCCUCUGGUGGGAGACAACUUCGUACGGUUUUUAAAAGGAGGUGCACUGGGCAUUGCACGAUGCUUGGCAAUAAGACAAAAGAAGAAACAUGAAUUGAUUGAAAGUGGGGAUGGGGGAGGUGAGGGGGUACCAUAAAUGAGACAUUAGACAUUCUCACAUCCGGGAUUACAGAUGUAGUCUUAACAUAAAACUCACUGGCAGCAAAAGUUGAUAGCAGUCACAUUUCUGUUGUGUACAAGUAACCUGCGCUUGUAUUGCUUGGUAAAGGAUGCUGAUAUUACAAUACUUCACUCUUUAAAAAUACAAAAAAAUUGAUCUGCUAUUUCAACUGAUCUCAACUGGAAUUGCUUCCAGAUAAACAGAAAAUGAGACUAACUUAUCUUGGCCUGCCUGUCUGUCAUCUCUUGCUCAGCUAUAAGAGCAGACUUUGUCUGUGAAAGGCAAUGCCUACCAGAGUGGUUUUACGUUUUAGUGUCAAAUGUGACAAGAAUACUCUUACCAUGAAAUUGAAAUAACUUCUAAAAGCAGAAAGCUUCUUUGGUACAAAGUGAUUCUUUGUCCCAAAGCAAAUUUGGAGCCUUCUGCUUGAAACAAGGAUUUUAUUUAUAUGCCACAGUAAUACUUGGAAUGAGCACUUAGAAAAAUGGUUUCUAUAAGAAGGACUUCUGUAAGCAAGAAGUAUUCCUCAACGGUUUUAAAUUAUCCUGGUAAUCGGAAUAAAAGAAUAAGCAUUCCCAUUUAAUCUUUAACGUUUUGACACAAUCCAUUAAUGUUUCUUCACACUAUGCCUAGACAUGGGUGAGUGCACAAAGACUAACAUGAGAUGUUCCCCUACAGUGAUAUAUGUACAUUUCUGAGAACAUGCGUUAACAUGAACAAUAAAGUACUGAUGUAAGUGCUC
Messenger RNA from Onychostruthus taczanowskii (white-rumped snowfinch), 2686 nucleotides. RefSeq names its product oxidative stress induced growth inhibitor family member 2 (gene OSGIN2). The record is from RefSeq and is a predicted model, not a curated record. Lineage: Eukaryota; Metazoa; Chordata; Aves; Passeriformes; Passeridae. Bases 253 to 1920 code for a protein of 555 amino acids. The transcript is spliced from 6 exons.